Molecule: messenger RNA, 408 nt
Organism: Podospora anserina S mat+
Lineage: Eukaryota; Fungi; Ascomycota; Sordariomycetes; Sordariales; Podosporaceae
Exons: 3
Coding region: 1-408 (135 amino acids)
Biological process (GO): SRP-dependent cotranslational protein targeting to membrane
Cellular component (GO): signal recognition particle, endoplasmic reticulum targeting
Molecular function (GO): endoplasmic reticulum signal sequence receptor activity; 7S RNA binding
Source: RefSeq, a predicted model, not a curated record
AUGAGCAAACACCUAUCCCAAGACGAGUUCUUCACCGCCCUCACAGCCCUCUUCACAACCCAAAAACAAUCCCAAAAGGGCACCAUCCUCCUCACCCAAAAACGCUACUCCUACGACGAAUCAGCAAAAGAAACCCUAUCAGAACAAGAACAUGAAGAAACCCUCACCACCACCCCCCUCCCCCAAGCCCCAAUCCUAAUCCGCGCCUCCAACUCCAAGUCAAAAGAGGCCCGCAACGAGGGCAAAAAAGUCAAGCUCUCCACCAUCAUCCAGCCCGACGACCUCGACUCCUUCUACGCCCGGUACGCCGACGUCUGCAAGGCGGGCAUGAGCGGGCUCAAGCCGAGGGACAGGACCAAGCGCAAGGCCAAGGAGAAGGCGAGGAGGAAGAUGAAGACUCAGGCGUAG